Molecule: messenger RNA, 2167 nt
Organism: Athene cunicularia (burrowing owl)
Lineage: Eukaryota; Metazoa; Chordata; Aves; Strigiformes; Strigidae
Gene: AVEN
Product: apoptosis and caspase activation inhibitor
Exons: 6
Coding region: 1-912 (303 amino acids)
Biological process (GO): negative regulation of G2/M transition of mitotic cell cycle
Source: RefSeq, a predicted model, not a curated record
AUGUUUAGGCGCAGACACAGUGGGUAUCUCUUCCUUCUUGACUCUCUUACUCCAUCUCUUCAGAGCUUUAGACCUCUGCAAAAAGUAGAAGAGGAUGAUGAUACUGAAUCACGAAAGGAAGAAGAGAAGGAAGAGCUAACAAGGUAUUCAAGAAGAAAGAUUAUUUCCAACUGGAGCCGCUAUGAGGAUACAGAAAAAGAGGGACGGAGUGAAUGUGGGGAAUCACAGAGAGGAACAGACUUCAAUGUUUUGCUUAGCUCAGCAGGAGAUUCCUUUGCACAGUUCCGAUUUGCUGAUGAGAAAGAAUGGCAUAGAGAAAGCAUAUGGCAUAAGCAGUUAUCUGCACUUUCUGUUGACUACCAGUCUUUGGCCCAGGCUCUUCAGGAAUUGCCUCUAUAUCUGAGGUUGAAUGUAGCUGCUGACCUUGUGCAGGCAUCAACACCUGUAGAGCUCCCACAGAUGAAAUCAAAGAUUAUUGAAGACAGCAAGAGGAGAGCACUUCUCUUCCAAAAGUCUCUGGCUCAAAGUGAAAUAGCGUUGGUCUCCCAUCCCCUUGGUGAUUCUGUUGCUCCAUCAGAGCCUGGAAGUAAAAGUGGUCCUAGGGCAAGUAGAACAGAAAUAUUUGAAAGAGCCCGUCCAGUACCAAAGCAAGAGACUGACCAUUUGGAUGAAGAACUAGAUCUUCUCCUAAAUCUAGAUGCUUCCAUUAGUACAGAAAAGAAACCUGUGUCAGAUGCAUUAUCCUACAACAUAUCAACUAAGAAAGAUUUGAAAAUGGAUAUUAAGGACAAAGAUCCUUUAAAACUAGAUAUGCCUGAACAGAAGAGUACAGCAUCACAGCAACAGCAAAGUACAUCUAAAGAUCUUACUGAGGAAGAGCUUGAAGAUUGGCUAGACAGCAUGAUUUCCUGAAGCUCAAACUUUCGUAUGUGAAUAACUGAACAUUAAGUAGAAAGUUGACUCUUCAUCUCCUCGUUAUUUGCUUUAUGUUUCACCUUCAGUAUGCCAAAGGCCCGGUUUUCUUUACUGGGACCUAAAAUUCUGUGCAACCAAAAUUCAUUUAGGUGUCAUUAAAAAUUUAAGACUAAUCUCCUUAGAAAGGUCUAAAAUUUGUGAUGAAAUUAGGAUUUUCUUUGCUAAAGAUGCAGGCUACAGCACACGAAGAGAAAGUUAUUUCAGCUUGUACUUGCUCUGUGUAGUCCUUAAAAUAAAGCUAUGAAUGAACAAUGAAUGCAUGUGUUUUUAGUCACUAUCAUCACACCACAUCUCUACAUUGUAGAAGAAUAAGAAAGAAGACAGCAAAGGUAAUAUUUGGUUUAUAAUACUUUAUUGCAGUGGGCACUUUUUAUUAGAGGAAAAAAAAAAUGCAUAAUCCUAGCAGCUUCUACUUGCAGGUGACCACAGAGCAUUGUUUUAUUUUGGCCUAAGAUUUAAGUUGUAUUCAUUUUGAUACAGUGUAUGUCUGUCUGUCUUUAACAGCAGCAUCUAACAAGCUGUUAUUGAAGGUAGUAUAUAAACAAACUUCAAGUGCAAUUUCAUACAGAUGGACAGAAAAGCAGUACAGUUAAUGGAUCUGUUCAUCUCGAACACUAACACAAAUAAAAAGUUUGCAUAGCUAUGUCUACAGGGAUUUUAAGGCACUUAAUGUUUCAAGGUUGACGAAGUGUUUGAAAAUGUUUUCUUUAUAACGGCUUAAAGCUUUUUAAGCUGUAACUUAAUACAUUCACUAGCAAAUACUGGGGGGAAAAAACGGGACAGCAGUUAGUUAACUUUUUUUUUUUUGAGGCAUGGCCUCUGAUGUUCAAGUUCUUAAAUGUCAAAUGUUGUGCAAUUAAGACACCUUUUAGCCCUUUUAACUGUACUGCCUAACACUUGGUUAAUGACUUAGUUAAAGUUGUUAAAAUUUCAGACCGUGCUUGAACUGGAAGGCUUAAGUUAAUCUGGCAUAGUUUUCUCUUUUCUAAUUAAAAUUCUGACAAAAGAUCUGUUUCAUCUGUGGUAGGUACAAAAAGCCUAUGAAAUAGUGUCAAAUUUCAGGUAUGUCUUGAAGUUUAAAGACAUAUAAAGCAAAUACAAGCUGUGAAAUUACACCAUGAAAAGAAAAGGAAGUUUUUUGUAUACUGGAUCUUAACAGUUCAUGAAUAAAUAAUUUCUUUUGUGAUAUUAG